CUUCCAGCGACCUACGCUUCCAUUUUCGAGCUCGUCGGCGCCAGAACCUCGCAGCCGAGAUUUUCGGAGCCCGCACAGCUUGCCACCUCCACCUUCUGCCACCCACUUCCCUGCUCACCUCCCUCGACGCCUCUCGCUCACGUUCCUCACAUCUCCUCGCCUGCAUCGCCGCCAUGGCCCCAUACCAUGCCCGACACCCCGACCGCGACACCGCACUCCGCACUCCGCACUUCGCCGCACGUGUCCACUCACGACAUGUGACAGGGCCAAGACAUGCUGGACAGGGAAGAAGGGGUAUGAGGUCUGAGGUCCGAGCACCCUCGCCCUCGUACAGCUUCUGAUCGGCCGCACCGCCCUCUGUGGGCGAUGACAUGUAACUGUCUUGUCGUUGUCGACUCUCCACUUCACUCGUGCUCGCAUCUUUCCUCUCUUACCCACUCCCUCGCACUUACACUAUCCUCUCCUCUCCUCUCCUCUCCUCUCCUCCUCCCCGCCACUUCGCUCUUCUUCCUUCCUCUUUCCUCCUCUCCACUCGUCUCCUCACUCCCCACAACAAUGCUACCAUCAACACUCAUCCUCGCCCUCCUCGCCUGCCCUGUCAUGGCUGCGCCCGCCGGUUCCUCUGGGCUCGUAGUGCGCCAGGCGACGGGCGACUCCGGGACAGGCGGGACAGGCGGAACAGGCGCCGGAGGCGGGGGCACGGGUACAGGCGAUGGCGGAGGGACGGGCGGCAACGGCGGGACAGGUGCUGGUGGCAAUACGGGUGGGACUGGCAACACAGGAGGAACGGGGACUGGCGGGACGGGCAACACUGGUGGAACUGGCACAGGCGGUACAGGCAACACUGGCGGAACUGGAAACACUGGUGGGACAGGCAACAGUGGCGGAACGGGCACUGGUGGCACUGGUAAUAGUGGCGGCACAGGCGGCAAUACGGGCACUACUGGCUCCGGCACAGGUUCGACCGGCAAUGGCCAGACGGGCAAUACUGGCAACACCGGCGGCACUGGCAACACAGGCAACACGGGCAACACGGGCAAUACUGGAUCGACGGGUAACACGGGCAACACCGGCUCCACAGGCAACACGGGGAGUACUGGCAACACGGGGAAUACUGGCAACACGGGGACAGGCUCGACGAACAACCCCCCCACCAGCGGCGACAAGCCCACGAGUACGAACCCCGAUACCAACCCAAACAACGAUAACAAAGACCAGCCGCAGCCCACGCCCACAGACACCGCCGAGGGGCCAUGGGACACGGCAGACCACACGCGCUACCCGAUGAACAUCACCUGGCCGCGCAAGGGAAAUUUCUGGUCGUUCAAGGCGACCGGCGCCAUUUGGUGGACGUACGAGGGGCCCAGAGACGACGAACUUCACUUCUUCCUUUGGAGCAACGACACGAAGAAGGUCAAGACGUUCCGCACCGGCGACCCCGGCGACGGCAGUCUGAUUCCCUUCGGCCGCCUGCGCACGCGCAAGGACACUAUCAUGGCCGACGAGGGCAACACGACAUUCUACCCCAUCGAAUAUUAUGACCCCGGCGAGGCGUGCAUCGAGUGCCACGGCGGGACGUUUUACCUUCAGAUCGCCGUGCCCGAGUACUGCCCCGACCGGCCGGGAUACAAUGCCUCGCGUGUGUGCAACUACACGAACGUGUUCACGUCCGACGAGUUCCAGCUCAACGACCACGGCCCGAACGACCCCGAGGUCGACAAGCUCAUCCGCCAGUACCGGUCCAAGGGGUGGAACGUGAGCUUUAUGAAAAACGCCGCGGCCGCCGUCGCCGCGAGCUGGCUGAUUGCCGCGGGCGCGGCGGCGGCGGCGGCUGUCGCUGUGGUGCUUUAGGGCAUGGCUUGAGGGAGGGUCUGUAGCAUUGUGUCAUUGCAUUAGAUCGAUUGAGAUGUGAGAUAGCAUCGGUGGCUCAGCGCCCCACCGU
Molecule: messenger RNA, 1942 nt
Organism: Cutaneotrichosporon oleaginosum
Lineage: Eukaryota; Fungi; Basidiomycota; Tremellomycetes; Trichosporonales; Trichosporonaceae
Source: RefSeq, a predicted model, not a curated record